Messenger RNA from Penicillium alfredii, 1764 nucleotides. RefSeq names its product amidase. The record is from RefSeq and is a predicted model, not a curated record. The transcript has 2 exons. NCBI's taxonomy places the organism in Eukaryota, Fungi, Ascomycota, Eurotiomycetes, Eurotiales, Aspergillaceae. The coding region runs from base 1 to 1764 and encodes 587 amino acids.
AUGCCACCCCAAGAAGCCCCAGAUAUCAGCGAGCUAAGUAUCGCCCGCUUUCACACGGCACUACGCGAAGGCACAACGACCUGCGAAGCAGUCGUGGACCGAUACCUAACCCGAAUCGCGCAGUACGACAGCACACUCAAGACCCUAAUCCGCGUGAACGAAAAUGCCAAAAGCGAAGCAGCAACAAAAGACAAGGAAACACGCCAAUACCAAGAAACCAACCAACGCUUCCCAGCCGGACGUCUCCAUGGAGUCCCCCUCAUCGUCAAAGACAACUUCAGCACACGGGACCUCCCCACAAGCGCAGGCGUGCGCGCUCUACAGACGCUACAGACCUACGACGAUAGUAAAGCUGUAGCGCUCCUCCGCGACUCCGGAGCCAUCAUCCUCGCCAAGGCGAAUCUGCACGAGCUCGCGUUGCAGGGGACGACGACGUCUUCGCUUGGCGGGCAGACGCUCAACCCGUACGAUCUGGGACGCACGCCUGGCGGGUCCUCUGGCGGGACGGGGGCGGCGCUGGCAGCCGAUCUGGGGCUUGUGGGGUGCGGCACCGAUACGGUGAACUCGUUGCGGUCGCCGGCGUCGGCGUGUGCGGUUGUUGGGUUCCGGCCGGCGCGUGGGAGCGUGUCGGGCCGGGGUGUCGUGCCGGUCUCAGAGACGCAGGAUGCGGCGGGGCCUAUGGCACGCAGUGUGGCGGAUGUGCGGAUAUUGUAUGAAGUGAUGGCGGGUCGCGACAACCCUCAGACGAUGCCUCUGCGUAUACGUGAGGCUAAGGCUAGACAGGAGCAUCCAUGGCGCGUCGGGGUCGUGGAGGCAUAUUUCGAGCUGGAGAGCAGCAGCGGCAGCAGCGACGAUAACCCCGAUCUCGUCACCGAAAGCACCACUGUUCAAUCAACAAUCCGUACGGCGCUGGCUGCCGUCCAGGAACGAGGUGAUAUUACUCUCAUCCCAAUCGACACAGCAAGCCACGGAGACUGGAGCGUCGCCACACUCCUCGUAAACGCAGACACGCAAUCCUUCGAGUUCCAGGAGUGUCUAGACAGCUUCCUGCAAUCAGCACAAAUCUCAACGAUGCCGCAUUGCUCACUAGCAUCUAUUGCCGCCAGCGGCGAGUACGAGCCGCGCGCUGUGACAGAUGCGUUUACCGCGCCGCUGGACGACCCCGGGACAUUCUGUCUUUCUUCAGCGGCGUACAAGGACAGACUUGCGAAUAUCGCGUCGCUAAAAGAGUCUGUAAGCCGCUGCUUUGAGGAGUACGGUCUCGAUGCGCUGGUGUAUCCGCAUCAGAGGCAUCUCGUGGUGCCUACCGGGACGAUGGCACAGCCUGGGCGGAAUGGGGCAUUGGCGGCGUUGACAGGGAGACCUGCUAUUUGUAUUCCGGCCGGGUUCAGCCCUGCAACUUCAACGGCACCUCGCGGCGUCCCGAUUGGGCUGGAAUUGAUGGGACGGGACGUGGUAGAUGACGAGCUACUUGGUCUUGCGGAGCAUUUUGAGAGAAUUCUUCAGGCGAGGAGAGCACCAGACCUGAGUGGUGUUGACAAAAAACCGAAUAUAGAAGCGAAAUGUAGAUGGUUGUAUAUCGGAUUGAUGUCUAUGUGCGAGCAACCCAAGAUCUUCAGAAAAUGCAAACCCAAAUAUUCAGCCAGAAAGAUGAAAAAGGCAGAGCAACGGAUCAAUAUAUCAAUCCGAGGUGUGCACACACCAAGACACACGAUGUAUCCGCUGCAAGAUAAAACAAACGCUUUCUAUUCACAUGGAAACUAA